Molecule: messenger RNA, 4054 nt
Organism: Photinus pyralis (common eastern firefly)
Lineage: Eukaryota; Metazoa; Arthropoda; Insecta; Coleoptera; Lampyridae
Product: acetylcholinesterase-like
Exons: 7
Coding region: 1-783 (260 amino acids)
Biological process (GO): acetylcholine catabolic process; choline metabolic process
Cellular component (GO): plasma membrane
Molecular function (GO): acetylcholinesterase activity
Source: RefSeq, a predicted model, not a curated record
AUGCGGCCGCAUCAGGCGGCACCGUACAGGGGAGGCAAAAGCAGAACGUAUUUUAUCCUCUACGACUUUAUCGACUUCUUCGAAAAGGACGGACCAAGUUAUUUGCAGAGGGACAAGUACCACGACAUCAUAAACACGAUAUUUAAAAAUAUGAGCCGGCUCGAACGCGAUGCAAUCGUUUUUCAGUAUACGGACUGGGAGCAUGUGAACGACGGCUACCUCAAUCAAAAGAUGAUUGCCGAUGUUGUGGGAGAUUAUUUUUUCAUAUGCCCGACAAAUUAUUUUGCAGAAGCAAUGGCAGAAAGAGGAAUGAAGGUUUAUUACUACUACUUUACUCACAGAACCAGCACAUCUUUGUGGGGCGAAUGGAUGGGAGUAAUGCAUGGAGAUGAAAUAGAAUACGUUUUCGGCCAUCCUCUCAAUCUGUCACUACAGUUCAACUCUAGGGAACGUGAACUGAGUCUAAAAAUGAUGAGAGCAUUUGCGCGCUUCUCCAAUACAGGAAAACCCGUGACGGAUGACGUAAAUUGGCCUAUAUACACAAAAGAACAUCCCCAAUAUUUUAUCUUCAAUGCCGAUAAAACAGGAAUAGGUAGAGGACCGCGGGCAACUGCAUGCGCAUUUUGGAACAACUUCCUACCGAGACUUCGAGACAAUACAGGAUCUGGAGAAUUACCUUGCGAAGCAAGUGUGGUAGGAGCUGUCUCGUCACGAUCGCCUAGGUUUAUCACUUCUGCGUUUUCGUUUGUUUUUUAUAUUUUUAUAUCGGCUUUGAUAGUAUAGGAAAUAUACCUGUUCAUAGGGGACACAGUGUUCUACUUGCAACGGACUGAACCGAAAAUAUGGACGCGAAGGUAAUUGUGGAAAUAGAAGCAACGCUGCGUUAUCAGCUUGUCCCUGCAUUAUCAGCAUCGCAAGUUUCUUCGGUUCCGAAUUAGAAUUAGGACAUAAUACUCCUGCCUUUCUCCCUUUACCUACGAACAUAAAAUAAUAAUGAAGCUUGUAUACUAUUUCACAUAAUAGAUGAGUAAAUUAGUUGAAAUGAACAUAGCAUGCUCGUAGCAUUUGUGUGCAAAGGACUGUCACGGUAUUCAGUGUAAAAACUGCAAAAAUGCAUUGUGUCGACAAUCACGCCCCUAAUAAAUACUCUUAUGCUAGUUAUAGGCUGUGCAACAUUUGCAACGCGCAUGCAUAAAGCUUUAUAUCGUAAUUGUAUUUGUAUAGAUUCCUAGAUAGAUUUAUUGAUUUGUUAUAUGUUAAUUGUUAUAUGGAAGCAUAAAAUGAUGUAUAAAGAAUUAUUUACAAGAAGGUAACUUUGUUGGGUUACAGACAAAUCAGCCAAAUAAUCAGUAGACUUAUUAGGUGUUUUAGAUGUAUGAACAAUAAUAUAGGCAAAUUUCAAAGUUUAUACCUUAUUAAAAUUAGAAUAUUUCGGCCGUAUUUAUAAACUAAACCCACUUGUUAACAUGUAUCUAUAAGUAGGUAGGUAUCUAAUUAGAAACACAGACUGGAAAUCCUCUAACGCUCAACUAAAACACUUUUUUCUAGCAUUAUUGAAGAAGAAUGCACAUAAAGCGCUGCUGAAUUGCCACAAUAAAACGUUUCCCCAUUAGAAUUUUUGGAUCUAUAAAUGGUGUGUAAUAUAUUCAAUUACAUAUAAGACUAAAGCAAUAAAGGGAAAAUGAUUUACUAAAGCUAUAUUCUGAAAUUCACAAACGUGUUAUUAUGUUGCUGCCUUAGCCACUAUCGUGUGACUUUACUGCACCAUAUAGUAUAUUAUCUACAUUCCAUAAAAUCUUAAUUUAAAAAAAAGAAUAAAAUUUAUUACCAACCUACAGGGUUAUAUCACUUUAAAAUAUCAGUUUUUUUACCCUAACACUAAAAGUAAUAAAAAUAUAUUUGAAAUGUAAAUAACUAUAUAUCGCUAAUAUUUUUAUAGAACUGUUUACCUUUUAUAAAUACGGCUACAGUUUUAUAAAUAACGUAAGCUAGUCCACAAUUUUACUGAGAAUAAGGUAUAACAUUUGAAUAAGAACUGCAAAUUAUAGGGAAAGAUGUUGACAAAUAUUAACCUGGUUCCCGAUGUAAUACGUAGAAUUAGUUUUUAUUUUAUUAAAGGUGCUACUUUAAAAACAACGCUUACAAUGAUUCAGUUGCAUGUCAGUGACGCUAGAUUGUAUGUCUCACACUUGCUUUAAUUGAUAGGGAUAUAUAAUAUGCUUCAAGUGUGAAAAACGCACCUUAAAGAAAUACACGCAAUUUUUUCUUAGAUAGAUAUCCUUAGGGGUAUAAUUUUGAUGGAGUGAAUGCGCGCAGUAAGCUGUUUUCUUUUAAUUUCUCUUUCUGAUCGUCUUUAGUUACCUGGUAGUGCAAGUAUCUGUCCAACACCACUCACUUGUCAAUUGUAACACGUACAAUAAAUUAUAAUAUACAACCAGCUUAGUUAAGUGCACAAGGCUUUCUUUGUGCUGCUGGUUGCUCAUAAUUAUGCGCUUCAUACUAAGUCUAGUUUCAAUUUAGCAAUGUUAUCGUUGGUGUUGAUCAAUUAACGUGCCACUACACUUCCAUUUUUUGCACUUCCGUCUAAUUUCUUCUAAAUUUUAACUCUGGGUAGCGUUAAUUGACCAAAAACAACCAAAAGUCAGUGGUAGCCUCGCCACACCGUCUAACGCCUAAUUAGAUUAGUGCCUGAUUAUACUAUUACUAUAUACUUGUAGGAUGUAACUGUUUAUAUGUAUGUAAGGUAAGACAAAAACCACUUAAUUAUAUGAAACAAACAUAUCAAUUUUACAUAUCAUUGUAAGAAUAGUUCCUCGCAGUCAAUGGACGGUGAUUUAUACCGAACUGUAGAUGUUACGUCAAAAGACACCUGUUGCACUUGAAGUGUUAAAUUCAGAACCGAGAUCAUUUGUUACAAGCACCGUCCUAGCAAGUAGUUAAUCGGCCUGAAAAAUAGUAAGAAUGUAAAUAAACUUCUGGAAACUGACCAAUACCAUGAUUAAAAUAUUCAAUGUAUUUCACAUUAGCACCACAAAAUUUUAUUCAACUGAAAAUUACGGUAACGUUUAGAGCGCAGAACUGUAAAUAGUAGUUAAAUCUGACAAUCAUUUUGAUUAUUAAUUGUAGUACAAAGUUUCUGAUUUCAUAUUUUGCUAUGCUUAAAAUUAUAAAUACACAUUUGUACGUAAGGUUUCUGGAGGUUUGUUAACUUUAUAGUCAAUUACAAAGAAACACUGUAAACCGUGCUAAACAAUCAUUUGAUGGCAACGGCACAUAUCAUUAAUGUGACUUCCCCUGUAAUGUCCAAUACGAUUUAAAUGCAAAAAUUUAUACGUAUUUGAUACUAUACACCACCCUUAAUGUUGUAUUUUCUAAAGAUAUACAUGAUAAAAAAAUAUAGCCUAGCAUGUUUGAUCUCUAGUAUACAAGAAAACUCUCUGUUGCACUUAAAAGGGAACGCUUGCUUCAGUUUAUUUUGUAUUCGAUGUGAUAUACUUCUGUGACGUUAAAAAUGAUUUUAUGUGACGUACAACAUGUUUGGUGAUAUCACUAACACAAUCGUUACCCCAAUUCCUUCCAAUCCUUUGACGUACCUACCUACGGCACAUCAGCAACUCAGUUUCAUUCAUAUUUUCUUAUAAAAGCAAGUGCAUCACCAAACAAACUGUAAGUCUAAUGUAAGAUAUGAAGUAUAUGAAAUCUAUAUAGUCGUAAGUGUAAAAUGGCUGUUAAAGCAGGUAACGUCCUGCUACUUUUAAUUAAUUUGAGAAAUUUGUACACUGACCGCUCUGAAGUCAAUAUUUAUUGUAACAUAGUUAAGCCUUAGCGGUGACAGAUUAUGUAAAUGUAGCUUAAAAACAGUAAUGUAAUGUUAUACGUAGGCCUAUGUAGCGCAAUGAAUUGUAAAAUUUAUUUUAUUAUGUUUAGACGUUUAUCUUUCUUUCUAGUAAUUUAAAUGUCUUUAUAAAGUAGACACCUAAGUGAAGAUUUCUACAUACAUAUUUACUUUGUAAUAUUUGCAAUAUUUUUAUCUAUUUUCACCAUAUAAUAAACC